Molecule: messenger RNA, 3695 nt
Organism: Melopsittacus undulatus (budgerigar)
Lineage: Eukaryota; Metazoa; Chordata; Aves; Psittaciformes; Psittaculidae
Gene: FAM161A
Product: FAM161 centrosomal protein A
Exons: 7
Coding region: 128-2368 (746 amino acids)
Biological process (GO): cilium organization
Cellular component (GO): photoreceptor connecting cilium; cilium; ciliary basal body
Source: RefSeq, a predicted model, not a curated record
GGCCGCUGCCUGCCUGCGGGAGCUGCCGCCCGCCGCGCAGGAUGGUUUUGAUUUGGAUUCAAGCACCAACAGGGUGCAGCCCCUGGCUCUGAAUGGAGACUGUGACAAGCAGAUAGACAUCUCCAAAAUGCACCAGUCAAACCAGGAGUACUACCUGAAGCUGGAGGAGCUGAAGAACGCACACCUGGAGACCAUGGCCAAACUGGAAAGUAUGUAUCGGAACAAACUGCAUUUGAAAAGAGAACAACCCCUGGGCAUGAAGAGAGCUGGUGCUGGUGUGUGCUGCAGGCCAACUUGGGAGAAAAGCUCGUAUCAGCCUCUACAUCUGCACAAAUCCUUUUCAGACUCUGACGUAAGCGAUCCCUUAAGCUCAGGUGUAUCUGAGGGCUCUGACAGAGCCUUUGAAGAAAACAGGAGUGAAACUCCAUCCUCUGCACUUGCGAAGCAACGGAUUGAAACCAUGUGGGAUGGGUUCUGUGUGACGGAUUACAUCCCUCACACCAAACCCAGCUCACCCGCCUGCAGAGCCAUGCAGAAGAAACAGAAAGCAUGGUCACCCAGAGUGACGGUGCCCAAGCCCUUCCAGAUGACUAUCAGAGAAGCCAGGAAGAAAGAGCAGAACAUCAAGUCAAAGUCCCUGGUUGAGAUGGAGAACAACUUACUGCAGAAGCAGCUGGAGGAGGAAGCAGAGUGUCAGAAGCAGUUCCGAGCCACCCCAGUGCCCGCUGCUGUCUUCCUGCCGCUCUACCAUGACAUCCUGCAGCGCAAUGAGGAGCGCAGGAGGUCUGUGAAAGAGAGGAGCAAACUCCAGCUCUUGGCUUGUCAGAAGCCAUUUAAAUUCAUUGAGCGAGAGAAGCAAAGGAAUGAGAUGAGGAAGAUGCAACUGAGAGACCUUUCUGCACCUGGAAAGAAAACGGGAGUGUUCAAAGCAAAACCAGUUCCUAGAUGUGUCUAUAGCCCAGCUGUUAAUGAGAGGCUGAAGGAGGAAGAGCUCUACAGGGAGAUCAGGAUCAGAAUGAGAGCUGAGGAGCUGCUGCGUAAUUCCUCUCUCCCCAACAGCAGGCUGGCUUUAAAGGAUGCCAGUAAAAAGAAGAAGCCCAAGUGCAGUGAACCAAAGCAAACAGAGCAUAAACCCAGGAUCAAAUCAAGCGUUCCAGACUUCAAACUGCUGCACCAGAGAUUUGAGCAGCGGAUCCUGCAGCAGAAACAAGCGAAGCACCUGACAGUCUGUGAACCUUUUGGUCUCCGUACUCCGUAUAUCCCCUCAAACAAGGGGAAGAUACUGAAGGACAUUGAAGAGGAUGAAGAGAAGCUGAAGGAAACACGCUGGCCAUAUGUCUCUCCAAGACGUAAACCCCAGAUGAGACAUUCAAGGGUGAAUUCACAUCUUGGAGCAUCUAAAUCACCAAAAUUCACAGAAUCCACAAGACGUCGAAUACACGCGAUAAGGAGUUCACUUGAGGAAAAGAGGAAGCUGGAAGAACAACAGCAAAGGAUCAGAACAAAGCAGAAACAAAGAACAAAAAGCCUCCAGAAACUUGUAACCACUCGGGCUGAGGCCAAUGAUCCCCAUCAGAGCCUUGCUCAGGUGUCUAAAUCCAAAUUAAGAACAUUCAGGAAUUAUGAGAAGCAGAGAAUGAAAGAAUAUAUUCAAGAGUUGCAAGAAAUGGAAGAAAGAGUAAAACAAAGGCCGUUGCUUUUUGAAAGAGUCACUCAGAAAAAUGCCAGAAUAGCUGCAGAAAAGCAUUAUUCCAACAGACUGAGAGCGCUGGGGAUAUGCCCAGAGUUUGUGUCAAGGAAAGGACAAACGACCAAAUUGCCACAAUAUCCCAGUGCUGAAGAUUUUAAUUACACCACUGAUGCCAGAGAAAGAGCCAUCAAGGAUGAAGUGAAGGAAAGGGAAUCCUUUGAGGCUAACAGCAGUGGGUCUGAGCAGUCCUGGGAGGAAGAGGAGGAGGAGAACAGAAAAGGUGUCACAACUCCUAUCCAGGAUGGCCAGUCCAGUGAGCUGGAGGAUGAGGAAGAGUCAAGAGCCAGUCCUUAUGCCCACGAUCCUUGCCAUGCAGGGGCACUUGAGUUGAGCCCCCCCUCUGACCAGCACCAUGAAGAAGAAGAGGAGGAGAAGGAGGAGAAAGAGGAGGGGGAGGAGGAAGAUGAAGCACAAGCAAAUGCAGGCCGGUCACUUAGCCAUUCCCAGGAAGAGGAGGAGGAUGACCAGUCAAGAGCCAGCUCUCGGUCUGAUCAGCCCCAUGAGCAUGAAGAGGAAGAUCAUGAAGACCCUGAAGCUGAAGGUGCUUUUGGCUAUGAGGAUGAGGAGUAUGAAAGUGAUGAUUCAGAAGAGAAACCCAGUGAUGAUGAAGCUGGCUGAAUGAAGGCAGGCAGAUGGCCUGAGGCUCAGGAACCUGUUUCAUUGCUGGCAAUGAAAUAGGCACCAAAGAAAAACUUGCUACUUUUCUACUGAUACAAAAUGCUGUGAAUUUAAACCUUUCCAGUCUUUCCAGUGCAGAAAUUUUAUCUAUUUUCCAGUAGGAAAGAUCCAAUUUGGAAUUUCCACCAAAAAAAAAGAAUUUACUUUUAUAUUAAUCUUAUUUAUUCUAGUCUUAUGUGAUACCAGCUUGUAAGAUGAACUGCAACCCCUGUUUAAUAACAACAGCUUGCAUGCUGCAUUGGUAAGUACUGAGGUCUUGUACCCAGCUCUUUCUACAUGCUGGCAAAGCAGGUAAGAUUUUGGAGCAGUGAUUUGCCAUCAUCAGUGUUUCCUGGUCUCAUGCAAACAUUUCAGUGCUUGUGGGGUGUGUUCAUGCCAUGUCUUGUAGGAUGGCAAUGAACAGACAAGGGUUUGUUGUGUGAGACCUCAGGGUGGUUUUAGCAGAGCAGCUGUGAGGAGCACAACGUGUGCAGUUAGACCAUAUGGGCAAGUGAGUCUGUUCAGUUCCUUCCUCUUCUUCACAUGGGGUUUGUCUUCUGCCCACUUAAGUGAGCUGAACUGUGACAGGAAAUAAGGUGCUUCAUCAGCUCAACUACUUUGUCUAUCUAAAAUAGUAACAGUACUGUAGUUGCUCUCCCUAUAGUGGAGAAAAUGCCUCGAAUACAUGAGAGGGACCACUUAAAACUUAAAAACACAGAGAUUUUUAAGGCUUACAGACAAGUAGAAGAGUGGCUCAGUAGAGCAAGUGAUGCUGCAGAUCUUGUAUGUGUCAUACAAGCCCCAAAACUGCUCUUUCAACUCCGUUUUAAUUCGAAGAGCUCAAAUCAUGAUCUUGUACAAUCAUUCUUCAUAAAUGCUGGCAAUCUUCAAAGGUCUGUAUUGAGGCAGGAAAUACACACUGUAAAGAGAGAAUCUUAUUAAGUCAGGUAAAAAUAUAGCCCAACAGUUUUAGUUGAUGGAAGUAGGGAAACAAGUGCUUUAGGACCUUUUCCUACACUCUUGCCACUCAGGACUUCAGCUACUACUUCUACUCAGGAAAUGGAGGGUUUGGGGUUUGGAUUUGAUUGUCUUUCAUUUAGUUUCUUCCAUGCUGCAUUGAAUGCAGGAUGGAAAUUGCUAAAUCCUGUUGUUGUUUCUUCCUCGUGGCUUUAAGAACGUGUGUAAUGAUGUCUGGAAGUUUAACAUGACUACUUGUAUUCAUUUUUUAAGUGUGUGCAUAACAAAUAGGAACUUGAAUUUGCUUCUUAAAUAAAACAGCCAUUUGUGU